Symbiodinium sp. CCMP2592 is the source of this 1938-nucleotide messenger RNA. Lineage: Eukaryota; Dinophyceae; Suessiales; Symbiodiniaceae. The record is from the annotation of a GenBank genome assembly.
AUGGCCACUGAGGUUGAGGAGCUCCGAGCAGAGAUCCAUCGCCUUUCCUCCCGUUUGGCGGCGUUGGAAGUCCGCUUUGAUGAGAAGGGCUAUGCUCCCAGCUCCGUUGUGGUGGAACCAGAACCGACAGCCCCGCCGGUACUGCCAAAGGCAGAGGAAGCUGAUGUCGCCGAAGAGAAACCAGUUCAACUAGCUGAGAGCGCUUGGAACCUUUUUGCCGUUGUGGGGCUCACGGACGCUGGAUGGCUGGACGCGCUUUUUUCCGUUCUGAUCCUGCUUGCGAAUGUUAUUAUGCAGACAUUGUUCAUCAACAUUUUGUUCAACAAAAGCUUCCUUGGGGAUCCGUUUGAGACCAACGUGAAGAACACGAGAAUCUGGCGAACAAGCUUGGCACACUCCUUCAGGUACAUGGACCUGUCGCAGACGAGCCUUGUGACCCGCGUCUGCGAUGAAGACAGCUCCCUCCUCGUCGCCUCCACGCAGGCCAAGUUGCUCUCGGACAUCAACAAGUUCCUGGGAAUACAAAAAGCUGCCUUCGAAGCCACCUUCGAUCAGCCAGGCGUCAUACUUUGCAUGCUAUGCAUCAUCUUGUGGAACCUUUGCGUGUACCGCGAGCUUCGAAACAUUUGGCUGAACCUGCAGGCGGUGAUGCAGCUGCCGCGUGCGCAAUCCACGGAGCUGCACCAGGGAACCUUCCGAAGUCUCUCCUUCACACGGUUUGCCGUCAUUGUGUCGGCCUACCUGCUUCGUGCUGCACUGGCAAUUGCCCUGCUGGUCGGUGGAACGCAGUGGCUGGGGCGCACCACCUCCAUUGUGGACCUGAUCCUGAAUGCCGUGGCUCUGAAUGGCAUCUUGGAUAUCGACGAGUUCCUCUUCGAGGCGAUGGUGCCCACGAAGAUCCAGUUGGCAAUCCAAAAGCUGCAGCCGAUACAGCUGAAAUACACGAAAGGGAAGAGCCAGGUGGAGUCAGCUUUCAACUUCACGAUGUUGCUCGUAAUGCUCUUGGUGCCUUACCUAGUGCUCAUCGUGCCGCUGACCCAGAGAAUGCUCGAAGUGAAGAGGGAGAUGUGCUUCGGCAUCCAGAACUUCGUCGUCGCCUACAAUUCCGAUGUCGGAAUGGCCUACGGGCUCAUGACCAACGAGAAGCGCUUCGUAAACGCGCUUACUUUGGCCGAGGAGGCUGUGAACAACUACAAGUUCAAGCUGGACGGGCCCUGGAAGCCGGUGUCAGAUGAAGCCCCACCUUCGCCCGAUUUCAUGCAGUUGGGCCUCUACACCCAAGAGUUUGAAUUCGGCCGCAUCCGAAAGAUGCAGGAGGAGGCCGCGUACUGGCCCGUGUGUUGGGAGCGAGAUGUAGAUCCAUACGAGACGGCGGAGAAUGCCUCGGCCUUGGUUGCCAUCGCGCACAGCCGAAUGAGAGCUGCGGCAUUCAACCUUGGCCUCGGGACCAAUGCCACUCCCACCUGUGCCGAGCUGCGCGAUACAUGCUAUAUUCCGGAGGCACGGAUGGUGCGGCUCAUGUGCGGCCAAACAUGUGGCUGCACAGAUCCGCUCGCAUCUCCCUGGUACAAGCAAAAAGCGGAGGGCUGCGCUGAGAUGUGUCUCCUGCAGAGGGAGACGAGGAUGAGGGCGUUGCCUUGCCAGGACUUCCCUCAAGCCGGUGCGCAAGAAAGUUGGAACCAAUUCUGGGACAACUACGCUGUGGCCGUUUCUGCCUACUACGGGCAGGAUCGACUCGAGUUGGGCGACAUGAAUGCGGUAAGCAUGAUGAAAGCGGGUGGCUGCCCGAUGCUGCAAGCCGUGCCAAAGGACCCCAUCACAGGGGAGGUCUGGUGCUGGGGAGCGGCGGAUUUCUUCGGCCCGCUCACCUAUCUCUGCCCGGAAGCUUGGCAGCACCAGAACUUGGUUUUACAGUGGCACGUAGGAUGUAGGAUUUGA